Molecule: messenger RNA, 1006 nt
Organism: Cydia amplana
Lineage: Eukaryota; Metazoa; Arthropoda; Insecta; Lepidoptera; Tortricidae
Product: E3 ubiquitin-protein ligase znrf2
Exons: 4
Coding region: 257-883 (208 amino acids)
Biological process (GO): protein K48-linked ubiquitination; proteasome-mediated ubiquitin-dependent protein catabolic process
Cellular component (GO): membrane; cytoplasm; intracellular membrane-bounded organelle
Molecular function (GO): ubiquitin protein ligase activity
Source: RefSeq, a predicted model, not a curated record
AUCUGUGGUGUGUAUGGUUCGGGCAGACCUGUCAAAAUUUUGCAGGAAAGCAGUGAGCUACCGCACAUGCAUCGCUGUUUACUUUGCGGAGGCCCGUCGUUUCCCGUGAUUAUCGUCGUUUUACAAGUAAAAGGCCGCAGUUAGAGCGCUGUGUAAGAUGCGUUCCGCCGCCGCGGGCGUAGCGGUCCGCGCGUGCUCGUAGUUUAAUCCUCGGUGCGUGUGACAGGUGUUUUUUUGCGUAACAUUCAGUGCAGCAAUGGGUGCAAAGGCGAGUACGGCGAACGGGGGGCAGAGUCCGCGGGCGAGGACAUUCUCGACGAGCUCGAGCAGCGAGGUGGUGUCGGGGGGUGCAGGGUUUAGUUUGUUGCGGGCGAUUCCUGGGAUCCAGGUGACGAGCGACCGCCAGCGAGCCAGGUCGCUGUCGUCGGUGCCAGACCUGCACGCGUCGCACGAGGCGAUCGCGAUCCCGCCGAGCUCGGCGAGCUACGAGGCCUCGGCAGCCGCCAGCCCGGAUACAGACUCCAGCUCCAACGAGGAGGCGGGCCCGGGCCCUGGCGCCGCGCUGGCGCUCGGCCGCGUCUACGCCGCUCACUCCUUGCCUUCACAUAUCUGGUCCAUAAACGGAAUCAAAUGUCCAGUUUGCAGCAAAUUCGUGCUGCCAGACGACAUCGAGUGCCACCUCGUCAUGUGCCUCACCAGGCCUCGCCUUUCCUAUAACGAGGACGUGCUCUCCGACUCAAAGGGCGAGUGCGUGAUCUGUCUCGAGGAGCUGACCGCCGGAGACACCAUCGCGAGGCUGCCCUGCCUCUGCAUCUACCACAAGGGAUGUAUAGACCAAUGGUUCGAUGUGAACAGAUCGUGUCCGGAGCACCCCGGCGACUAGUCGCCGCCCGCCCGGACCCACAGUGCCAUGCGCUAGUCGCGAGUGAUACUUUUAUACAAUGAACAGACUGCGGCGAACGCCAUGUAAAUAUAUUAUGCUAGUGAGAUGUUUUACCAAUUAAAA